CGCCGCUGGGCCGCGAGCCUCCCUCCAUCUGCUCCUCCUCCUCCUUCUCUUUUCGCCCCACCUCCCCUGAGAGCUGGGGGCAGGGGAGCCGCAGCCCCAGCUGGAGGGAGGCGGCGCGGUGCCAACAGUCAUUGCCCCCCAUCUUCAAGUCUCGGGGCGCUACGCAGCCGCGGGGGGGAAGAUAUGCGUCGUUCCCCCCAGCCCGGCCUCGCUGCCGCCCUCGCCGGGAGAGGAGGGACUGAGGCGCCCACACCUGCAAACUCGCCCUAGAAGUCUCGGGGUGCCACGGGGGCCCCUCCCCGUUCCCGACGGCCUCCACCGCUGCGGGUGGCCCGAGCCCCUGUCCGGGAACCCGCGCCAAUGCCCCGAGUGGUGGUUUCGCUUUCUCCCUUCGAGGCCGUGUGAACUGGCGUCAGCAACGUGAUGGGCAACCAGGUGGAGAAGCUGACCCACCUAAGUUACAAGGAAGUUCCCACAGCCGACCCGACCGGCGUAGACCGGGACGACGGCCCCCGGAUCGGGGUCUCCUACAUCUUCUCCAACGACGAUGAGGACGUGGAGCCGCAGCCGCCGCCCCAGCUCCCGGAUGGCAGCUGCUUGUCCGAGGGCGGGGACGGGCAGCCGCCGCCCCCGCCGCAGCCCUACGACCCGCGGCUGCACGAGGUGGAGUGCUCCGUCUUCUACCGCGACGAGUGCAUCUACCAGAAGAGCUUUGCGCCGGGCUCGGCGGCGCUGAGCACCUACACGCCUGAGAACCUGCUCAACAAGUGCAAGCCGGGCGACCUGGUGGAGUUCGUGUCGCAGGCGCAGUACCCGCACUGGGCCGUGUACGUGGGCAACUUCCAGGUGGUGCACCUGCACCGGCUGGAGGUGAGCAACAGCUUCCUGACGGACGCGAGCCAGGGCCGGCGCGGCCGCGUGGUCAACGAGCUGUACCGCUACAAGCCACUGAGCCCCAGCGCCGUGGUGCGCAACGCGCUGGCGCACGUGGGCGCCAAGGAGCGCGAGCUGAGCUGGCGCAACUCGGAGAGCUUCGCCGCCUGGUGCCGCUACGGGAAGCGCGAGUUCAAGAUCGGGGGCGAGCUGCGCAUAGGCAAGCAGCCCUACCGGCUGCAGAUCCAGCUCUCGGCGCAGCGCAGCCACACGCUGGAAUUCCAGAGCCUGGAGGACCUGAUCAUAGAGAAGCGGCGCAACGACCAGAUCGGGCGCGCGGCCGUGCUGCAGGAGCUCGCCACGCACCUGCACCCAGCUGAACCCGACGAGGGCGACUGCGACGUGGCGCGGACUACGCCGCCCCCCGGGCGCCCCCCAGCGCUGGCCCCUGAGGCGGUGGAGCACUGACGGGCAGGGGAGCGCGCCCGGUGGGCUGCGGAAAGAAACUGUUUGCAACAGACAGGGCCCCUUCUCCCCCUCCCUCCUAUGCCUCCCACUUCGUGCCAGUUGGGCUCCUGGGCAUUCCGGAAAUGGAGACGGGGCGGAUGGUGCCGCCAUCGCCACAGCCUGCGGAGGCUUGAGCUUGCCACCUUGGACUGGGGAGGAGGAGGGCAGCAGAGGGAGCAGGUAGGCGCACCUUUGACUGGGGGCAUUACCAUUCCUCCUUCGCAGCCAGCCUGCCUUUCCUGCGAGGCAAACUGUGGACCUGCCAGGCACUUAAUACCCGUUGGACCUGGGUCCAACAUCCACCCCUUCCGUCCCGGAGAAAAGUUCUCUGAACCGCUGCCUGUCCUGGGCUUCCUGGGUGCCUGGGACAAAAGCUGGAGCUGAUUUGGGGGUAAGGGGUCAGCCUGCCAGGAGAGCUGCUUAUCAGCCUCCUCCCUCGAAAUGCUGUGUGCUCAGAAUCUGGAAGGUUGGGAGAUUUAUGGGAUUCCUGGGUUGCAGGCUGGAGGAGCCAUGGCAGGGUCUGGGAGCAGCCGACCCAAGCCAAGCGGGGGACCCCCAUGAAAUGUAACAAAUAGUUAAAUUGGGCUGCAAACAAAGACUUUGCUGCCCUGCCCCACCCCCACCCCCUUUUCCUUUUCAGUUGCUGGCUCUGAGCUGCCUCUCCUGCUCCACUCCGCCCCUUUCCAGGUUACAAGUAAAUUAUUGUCGCGGGUUGGCCAGGGGAAAGAUUCAAUUAAAGGUUCGGUAGGCUGCCUUUGUUUCUCGCCUGCUGUUGUAGGCACUUUAUUGCUGUGUUAUUUGUUAUCAAAGGCGGGACUAGCCCUUUGAGUCACCGAUCUCAUUAAACCUGCUCUGUUGUGCUCUUCUGCCGGUCACAGAUGGGGUUGUCAACCGCCGCCCCAUAAAGUAUCCACUGCAGAAGCAGCCACGCAGGGCUGCCCUGGCAGGAACCCGUUAAUCUCCCAUCCUCACCCCCCCUGUCACCCCCUUCCUGAAUAUAGAAGCAAAGUCUUUAUAAAGCUUAGGGCUUUGUUGAGGAUCCUCUGGUUCCUCCACCCCGCCCCCUCGCUACCCUGCCCCCCAAUUCCACUUUAUUUUUGCUGGUGGUGAAAUCCUAGGCUGGCGGAGGCUGUAGUUGGAGGGUCGAAAUACCCUUUUUGCAGCCACACCAGGUGCCGUUUAAUUCAAAACGCAAAGUCUUGUGAUCCUGCAGCCACUUCCAUGUCCACAGGAGCAAACACUCUUGGAAAGCUUUUCCCACUAAGGGGGCGGUGUGGGGGUGGCCCAGAACAUCAGCCACAAAUCAACGCUCCCUGGGGUGUUCAUGGCAGGCUGAGCUGAGCCCAAGAACUCCUGUGUGCUUUAAGAUUGUGAGGCUUUCAAUAGAGACACAUUUUAACAAGCUGUGCCCCCUCCCUCCAUUCUGUUUGUGUGAGCCCUUCCCUGAUGUCUGCACCAUCCCAGAAUGCUCGCUCCCCUGCCACACGUUGCCAUUGGAGCCUCAAACUUGGAGUAAAUGGGCUGUGAGUCAGGCUUUUGUUGCUUCCCUUUCCCCUCCUGGAGGUCAUUCUGUGACCUAAUUCCAAAGGCUGGACUAGUUUUAGGCUUGAGCAUUCACACCAGAGGGUCCUCUUUAAGCAGGCCCUUGCCUGAACCUCCCUGAAGCAAGACUUGAAGGACUUUCUUGUAUGCCUUUUCCCCCUCUUUUUCCUCUGUUUUCCAAAACUGGAAGUUAAGGCCAUGGUUUUAAAAAACAGGCCUUCAUAACAACUCCUUAAAAUCAAAAUCUUUUCAUUACCUGUUCCCGGUUCUCAAAGCUGUCACUCAACAGGUCCAAUGGCAUUCAUGGUGUGAGAUCAGCUUUCCUUCAAGUCCAUGUCUCGGGCUUUUGAGGGAAGUAAACCGCUGGUUGGAAGUCUAGGUUCUUUGAUCCGUGGGAGUUCUGCAUUUGGUUCUCUGGCAGCUUUGUGGUUAUAUGAGCAGACUACGAAAAGUUGCUGGGAAAAGCCCACCAACAUUCUCCCCUGUUGGCACGAAUUUUAGAAACCCCCUUGUAUUCUCGGGCCUAUGGGAAAAGGCCAAGAUAAAUGUGGGCAAAGACUUUUAGAAGAACUUAGAAUACUGUGAGUGGUCCUUGGGUAGUGCAGAUGGUUACCAGGUAGGUGCCUCAGAAGAAAGGCCGGGUGGUCUCCUAAACACUUGGCUGUUGAAAACUCUAGAGCGCACAAUUCUCCAUUCGUGUCUGGUCAUGCUGAGGUGUGCUGUGAGUAGAUGCAGGCGAGUCGAAAUUUGGCUCAGAGUGCCCCCAUAUGACAGAGUAAAACUGCCCCCAGAGGAUCUUUCCUGGGCUGUGAUAUUGACAGGCAGAUUGCCAGGUUUUUUCUUCCUCUGAGCUGCUGGUGGGUUCCGCCCGCCAACUUUUCAGCCAGUAGCCUGGCCCUUAACCUCCAAGCACAUUCCCCCACCAGGGUGCUUUACACUUAGGGGUAACCACAGCUACUCACUCUAUGUGACCUGCUCUUCCUGAGCCUUGUAGGCUAAAAAACAGCACUGGUUGAAAGUGGGCACCAGCAAUAGCACCGAAUGCUGGCGCAGAGGUCUUUGAUACCAGAGCUGGAAGAAGGAAUUGCAGUAACAGACAGACACUCCAGAUGAGGCCUCUGUGUGGGACUGAGUAUUGCUCGCAGGGUACCAGAGGGGCCAGAUACUGAGUGCUCCAUAGGGCCAGGAUGCCCCAAGGCAAGAACAAGGCUCCAAGAAAGGGAGGGGCGAGGAGGGUGCCUCCUCCAGAUGGCAAUGUUGUGGGUCAGUGACUUUUUAGUGCCCCGGCAGUGGCUACAGCUGGCACUUAAAAAAUAAAGUCUUAACAAUUUUUAUUUCUCCAUAGGAAUAACACUGUAGAGCUAUUUUGAACUGUGAAUUACUGAUGCUCUUUGAAGGCAAGGAAAGUUGAUGCCACUGAUGACAGUGGCUCUGGCGGGCCAAGCAGGAAGCCCCCCUGGGGGGUACUUAUGCUGAGGGAACUCAGACAAAUUCUAUUUUCUUACCUGAGCAAAUAUUUUAUUGAGAUUGCUUAUUUACACAACACCAGGAGCCCCCAACUUCAGCCACAUGAGAUGUUUUUGUACUACAAGUAUGCAUACUUUUUGUAGGGCUUGAAUUCCACAUUAUCAAUUAAAAUGACUUUGUACCACUGAAUAUGCCUAGGAGCAAAUAGAACCUGACGGUGGACCUUUAAAGCGACCCCUUCAGUGGUGGUAAUCACCCAAGUCCUCGGUGCUUCCAGCCCUGAUUGUACCACCGAGCAAACACCCACACUCCUACAUGGAGACCUAUUUUUGGAAGAAAAACUUUAAUUUUAUAUGACACAGAGGCUAUGGAGAGUUAAGAAAACUAUAUGGACUACUUGUUUUCUAUUUUUUUGGUAAACAAUGGAAUUCACUGUGUCGGAUACUCUUGAUGUAUGUGCUCAUCUCAUCAUUUAAGAAAAAUUAAUUGGAAUGAAACCAAGUGUGAUAGCGAUCAAAUGGAAUCCUUCGGAAGCUGCAUCUUUUGUUUGUGGAUUUCUUUAAAGACAAAACAAUCAGGGUAACGAUCAACUUGACUGGUUCAUUCAACGGCACUCUCUCAUUUUCUUGCUAACACUUGUGACGAUGAAGAAUUUCAUUGCCUCACAGGAUAAAUGCCACCUGUAUUUUAUUUCCCCAUGAGUUGUGUCCUUAUUUUUGUUGUUGAAGGUCUCCUGUCCAAUCAACGUUACAUUCUCACUGCACUUCUUGAGAAGGAAGUGCUGAUUGAAAACUGUAUCAUUUCCUUCAAAAUGAAGGGCUCUGCUUAGUUAAAUAAAAGAUUGAUGAUAUCUUUUCAACUA
Messenger RNA from Echinops telfairi (small Madagascar hedgehog), 5251 nucleotides. It is a transcript of the gene LRATD2, whose product is annotated as LRAT domain containing 2. Bases 424 to 1341 code for a protein of 305 amino acids. The record is from RefSeq and is a predicted model, not a curated record. NCBI's taxonomy places the organism in Eukaryota, Metazoa, Chordata, Mammalia, Afrosoricida, Tenrecidae. The transcript is spliced from 2 exons.